GCGAUUUUUAAAAUCGAAUGGCAUAUCGAUUUAUGGUUUACAUCGACGACCUCUAGUGAGAAUAUAUAAUUUACGAUAUCAUACGCGAAAUAAAGAUAGUCGAUAAUAUUCGAUAUUUUUUAGACUUAUUGGCGAUCAGCUGUUUUGAAAACGAACAAACAAGUAUUAUAUUAAAAAGAAAACUUAAUCUAGUUUUGUAUUAAUAGAUAUUCAAUAUUUUAUAAAUAAAAUGACAACGGCCGCAAGACCUACGUUCGAACCUGCUAGAGGAGGACAAGGACGCGGUGAAAAAGAUUUAAGUGCAAUAUCAAAACAAUAUAGCAGCAGAGAUUUACCAUCACAUACGAAAUUAAAAUACCGAGAACAUGGACAAGGAACAAUAGAGGAAUUGCGAAAUCGAGAUUUUCGUAAAGAAUUAGAAGAACGUGAACGUGAAAGAGAAAAGGAGAAAAGUUCUAACCGUCGUAUGAUAGAACCACCUCGAGAAACUUCUACAACGAGUGCUAAAAGACAGAAAAUUGAUCAAGUACCUACAGCAAGUUUAGAUGCAGAUGAUCCUCUUGAUGAUGAUGAUUCAGAGUCAGAAAGCGAUGAAGAUGAUACUGCUGCAUUAUUAGCAGAAUUACAACGUAUUAAAAAAGAAAGGGCUGCGGAACAAGCUAAAAAGGAAAUGGAGAAACGACAGGAAGAGGAAAGAAUAAGAAUGGAAAAUAUUCUUUCUGGAAAUCCUUUACUAAGUUAUUCUUCUCAGAGUGGAAGAACAGAUAUGAAAGUCAGACGACGAUGGGACGAUGACGUUGUAUUCAAAAAUUGUGCUCGUUCCGAACCAAAAAAGAAACAUGAUGUAUUCAUAAACGAUUCAUUAAGAAGUGAAUUUCAUCGUAAAUUUAUGGAAAAAUAUGUUAAGUGAAUGAACUAUAUAAAAAGUAUAUUAUUUGUUUGUAUAUAGUUUUAAGUUAAUAUUAUCGUAUGUUAAUAUGUAAGUAUCUUAUGUUAUGCUUACAAAUAGUGUAAGAAAUUAUUCUUAAAAAUUUAAAAAUGGAUUACGCUAACUUCA
Molecule: messenger RNA, 1057 nt
Organism: Apis dorsata (giant honeybee)
Lineage: Eukaryota; Metazoa; Arthropoda; Insecta; Hymenoptera; Apidae
Gene: c12.1
Product: spliceosome-associated protein CWC15 homolog
Exons: 3
Coding region: 230-910 (226 amino acids)
Biological process (GO): mRNA cis splicing, via spliceosome
Cellular component (GO): catalytic step 2 spliceosome
Molecular function (GO): RNA binding
Source: RefSeq, a predicted model, not a curated record